Molecule: messenger RNA, 13629 nt
Organism: Suncus etruscus (white-toothed pygmy shrew)
Lineage: Eukaryota; Metazoa; Chordata; Mammalia; Eulipotyphla; Soricidae
Gene: DNAH14
Product: dynein axonemal heavy chain 14
Exons: 84
Coding region: 1-13629 (4542 amino acids)
Biological process (GO): microtubule-based movement
Cellular component (GO): dynein complex
Molecular function (GO): dynein intermediate chain binding; ATP hydrolysis activity; minus-end-directed microtubule motor activity
Source: RefSeq, a predicted model, not a curated record
AUGGUCUGCUGCAUCCCCUUGGAAUGGCAUUCGCCAGAGGCAAGCAGGCUCCACCCUGCUUGGGCAUUUCUGGCUUACCUCCUCUUACAUAGCUUCAGCAAGGGAUUCUGGGCAGGGAUUGGUCUCAGCACCCACAGCGAUAGUCUGCUGCAACCCCGUGAAAUGGCGUUUGGUGGUGGUCUCUUCACAGCUGAUUACCUCCCAAAACUUAUACCUCAACUAAAUGUUCCUGCACUAAAACCAAUUUCCUUUAAGAAUAAAAAGAUAUCAAAAAGAAGAGAGGAUAAAAAAGAGUCAGUUUUUCAACAAGUUAGGAAAAGUAAGGUUUUGUCAUACGAUACACAAGAACCAGAAGGUGAUGAUGUGAUAGAGCAUAUUAUUAGGCUAAGAAAAAAAUUUGGUUGGCAAACGAUUCUACCAAAAAGUAAAUUUGACAUCAAACAAUGCAAAUUAUUGGUGCAACAGGCUCUUCAAGAGGAACUAGUGAAAGAUGAUGGAGAAUUUGUAUACUGUCUUUCUCAAAAAAGUGCUAAAACUUUUUAUAAUCCUUACGACCUCCAAGUAGUCUCUUCUCAGAAUGCUAGGUGCUGUAAAGAAUUUUGGACAGUUUCUGCUUCAUUUAUAUCAAAGUUUGUUAAAACAGAUCAGACAGGAGAGAUAGAACUCAUACCAACUUCAGAAUGGCUAUUAGAAAAAAGAUAUUACUCUUUUUUACAGCAGUUCAAGAUAUUUUCCAAUUUCCGAAUAAAUAAAGCCUUUAUUACUUGGAAAUUGAAUGUUAAAAGGACUAAGAAAGAGAAGUGCAUGUAUUAUCUCAACUGCCAUCUCUUUUUGGCUGAUGAGUUAUUUCAAGGAUGUCUGUUUUACAUAAAAGGACUUUGUGAAGAUGCCCUUAAUGUCAGAAUUGAUAACUGUCCUAAAACUGAUGCAUCUGUCAUAAUCCUUGUAAAGCUGGAUAACACACGAACAUAUUCUCUAGAUGAAUUUUGUGAAGAACAACUACAGCAAGUUGCUCAGGCAUCAAAACAACUUGCAGCUCUCAGAGAUGAAUCAAGUUUGGCAAUAAAAAAUGUAAUUUUAAAGGUGGCAGAAAGGGAAAAUAUUGAAGAGUACUUUGUGUCUGAUGCUCCUGAAUGCCAUACACAUUUCAAGACGGCUAAAUACAAACGUUUGUUAGGAGCAUCUUUGAAGUUUCUGAAGCUGAUUGACUACUUCUUUCUGGAACUCAUUCAUCAACUAGUUCAUAAAGCAAUCACAAUGCUUUUGGAAUUUUUUCACUGUUCUGCGAGUAUGCUGUUGUCUGUGGGGAAAAAAAAUGAACAGCUCUACAAAAUAUACAAAGAUAUCGUUGCUUUCAUUGGAAAGAUAGCAAGAGACAAGGAAGAUCGUGAUAGUAUUUCAAAGUCACAAGAUACGUAUAUUCUAAAGUCUGAAUUAAAAGCAGAAAAGGAAAUUAAUGAGAUUUUGAACAGUAUUCAAGUUGAUAUGGAGAAAAAAUAUGCACCAAUAUUUCAAGUCCAUCUACACUUAAGAAUUCCUUCUGAAAGUGAUAUUUUAGAAAAAUUACAUAUAGAAAUAGAGGCUGAUUUUGAGAAUAAAGAAGAGCUUUUUGAGGAACUUUCAGAAUUUCCUACAAACCUAUUUUUAGAUCCCAACAGAUUGGAUUUUUCAAUAAAAAUUCAAAAUAUGCUGGCUGAAAUGGAAAAGUGUAUAACUACCAUGAAUCCUCUUUGCCAAGAUCCUCACCUGAAAAUCUUUAAUUAUAAAGACUUUACGAUGAAUUUUCCUAAUAAAAGAGGAGAAAUAGAAUGUAAUAAGCAAACAAAAUGGCUAGAUUGUCAACUCCUUUUUGGAAAAGAUAUUUUAUACCAAAGGAAGAUAAUGAGUAUCCUGAGCAUUAUUGGUCAUUCAAUGAGUUUAGUUAAUGUCUACAGCCAGAGGUUUUUAAAAUAUUGUGCCAUGACAUCAAAGGCCAAACUUAUGAGUAUGAAAUUAUUAGAGAUGGAAGAAUUAACUCCAAUACAGUUUAAAACUAUAUUAGAAAAAUCCAGAAUCUAUCUUAAACAGGUUAUUACUAUGGCCAUUGAGAAACGUGUUGGCAUUUUCAACGUUCUAAGUUUUGAAUAUCAGUCAGAAUGUUUGCCAUAUAUUGACGAUAUCAUAACUACUAGCAAUAACCUCUUGUUAUCUACAAUUAAAAACAAGAAUGUAAAUACUUUGAAUGUUGUAGAUUCAUUAUUGGGAAAGUUGAUGCAUGACCCCAUUGAAACAGAAGAAUUUGCAGAACAUUUUACUUUUUUGGAUAAAAUGCCCCACACAAUAUCUAAAUUAGAAAAAGAGUACUUACUAAUUUCGGAACUGAAUUCUAUUGUAACGUAUUACCAGAUUCCUACAUCAGAAGAACAAAAUGUUUACAGUAAAGUCCUUCUUACCAAGUUUAGUGAACUGAAAACUACCUCAAAGAUCAUGGAAGCGAAGAAAGAUGACACCAUCUUGAAAUUCAGAGAAAAUUUGGAAGAAUGUAUGGUUAAGCUACAGACUGAAGUUUGUGAGUUAAAGGACAAAAUAAAAACUCCUGUUCUCUUACAAGCCAGUACUCCAGCAUCAACAGCAAUGGCCAUUAUCCAGUCCUUUUCACAGGAAGCUUCCAGUCUAGCUAACCAAACUCAAAAAUAUGCAAGCUAUCAGGAUCGUUUUAAUGAUUCCCAGUAUCACGUCCGUCCCUUUAAGAUAGAGGAGAUUACACAAACAAUGCUUUCAGAGAUCUAUGACAUUGAAUAUGACUUAGCCUUAAGGAAAUUAUUAUGGGAUGCUCAAGACGAAUGGAGAGUCCUCUUUCAAGAAUGGAGGAAUAGUGUUCUUCACAGUGUUGAUAUAGACACAAUACAGAAACAUGUUUCAAAAUGGAAGCACAUUGUCUUUGUGUUAGAAAAAGGUUUACCUAGAAACAACAUGGUAAUACAUCUGAAGCAGUCAGUGAUGGAGCUUAAACAAGAGCUGCCUAUUAUCAUAGCCCUGGAAAACCCCUAUCUCAUGCCAAGGCAUUGGGAACGACUUCAAAUGAUUACUGGAAAGGCAGUUAAAUUUGAUAAAAAUUGCACAAUAGAGAAUCUUGUAGAACUCAAGGUGCUUUAUCAUAAAAAUGAAAUAAAUGAAAUCUCAGUAUCUGCAACUAAUGAAGCUUCUCUUGAAAAAUUGCUAUUUAAGAUUAUUGAUCUUUGGGACAAUACUCCUUUAUGUUUAGUUCCUCAUUCUUCAGAGAACUAUAGUAUCUUGAUACUUCCAUUUAUAGAAAACAUAAUGACUCAAUUAGAAGAAUCUCAAAAUAUACUUACAACAGCUAAAGGAUCUUCCUAUCUUGGGCCCAAUAAGGAUCUUGUACAUGAAUGGAUUCAAAAUUUGAGAGUCUUCUCUCGCACUCUUGAGGAAUGGACGAAAUGUCAAAGAAAUUUGCUGAAUCUUGAACCAAUUUUUAAUUCUUCAGAAAUACAAAGGCAGCUCCCAGAAGAAACCAAACUCUUCUCUAAGGUGGUUUCCUCAUGGAAAGAUAUCAUGUUAAAAAUACAAAACAAAUUGAAUGCUUUGCGGAUAGUCGUCUCUAUUGGAGUAUAUGGCAUUCUGAAAAGUUGCGGUGCAAAUCUUGAAUACAUUAAGAAAAAGCUUGAGGACUACCUUGAUAUUAAAAGAAUGAUUUUCCCAAGAUUUUACUUUCUUAGCAAUGCUGAACUUCUUGACAUUCUAGCUAACAGCAAAAAUCCUGAAUCAGUCCAGCCUCAUCUUAUUAAGUGCUUUCAAAAUAUAAAUCAACUAAGGCUGUGGAAACAAGAAAUUGGCCCCCCUGCUGUGAAAAUGUUCAUCUCUGCUGAAGGAGAAGCUCUUGUGCUACCAACAAAAAUUCGUUUAAGAAGUGCUGUAGAACAGUGGCUGGUAAAUCUAGAGAAAAGCAUGUUUGGUCUGAUAAAAAAACUUCUAAGCCAAGGGAUUGAAGACUGGAACACCCAACCUUUUUCCCAAUGGGUGGUCUCCCAUCCAGGACAAGUGGUACUCACUGUGAGCCAGAUCAUAUUUUAUGAUAAUUGCCUCAGAAGCUUUAGGAGUUCUCAAGCAAAGGAAGAGUUGGAAAAAGUUCAUUUUGAUAUACUCCAUUUCCUAGAUGUGAUUAUGGAACGAAUAAGGCUGGAGUCUAGUAACUCUCGCAUAAAAGUAGUGCUAGGAUCAUUGCUCGCUGUUUAUGUUUAUUGCAGAGAUAUAGUGAAUGGCUUGCUACUUAAAAAUAUCUCUAACAAAGAUGAUUUUGAGUGGACAAGACACUUGCAAUAUAAAUGGAAUGAAAAACAAAAAUUGUGCUAUGUAUCUCAAGGAGAUGCCAGUUUUACUUAUGGUUAUGAGUACUUGGGUUGCUCCCCAAGAUUGGUUAUUACACCUCUCACUGACAGGUGCUGGCUAACUCUCACUGAAGCAAUACGUUUGAAUCUAGCAGGUUGUCUUGCUGGUCCAGCUGGUACUGGAAAAACUGAGAGUGUCAAAGACCUAGCAAAAUCCUUAGGCAAACAUUGUGUGGUCUUCAACUGCUUUGAAAAUUUAGAUUAUAAGAUCACAAAGAAUUUCUUCCUUGGAAUAGUUCAGUCAGGAGCAUGGUGCUGCUUUGAUGAACUUGAAAAAAUUAAUACAGAGGUUCUGUCUGUAAUUGCCUCACAAAUCCGAACUAUUAAAGAUGCAAAAGACAAAUUUUCUAUCAGGUUUGUACUGGAAGGAAAAGAAAUACGCAUCAAUAUGUCUUGUGCAAUAUUCAUCACCGUAAAUUUUGAAUGCAGUAAUCGAAGAGAACUUCCAGAUAACUUAACAUUUCUAUUUCGCCCAAUGUCAAUGAUGGUACCCAAUUCUGAAAUGAUUGCUCAAGUAUUGCUAUUUUCAAUUGGUUUUAAAUCUGCAAAAUCACUGUCGGUAAAGCUAAUUAGUACUUAUGAAUUAGCUAGAAAACAACUCUCACAACAGGAUUUUUAUGAUUUUGGCCUAAAGAAUUUGAAGACAAUUAUAAUAAUGGCUGGAAAGAAGAUACAAAAGUAUAAAAGUACCACCAGUGACUCCCUUUCUGAAGCAACAGAAUUAAUGAUCCUUGUUGAGGCCAUGAGAGAAAUUAGUUUACCAAAAUUUCAUCAUGAAGAUGUCAUACUUUUUGAAAAGAUAAUGGCAGAUGUUUUUCAUAAAACUGUAAAUUCAAGGGAAAAUACCAUUGCCUUGGAGAGAGCAAUAUCUAUUGAAGUACAACAAAUGGGUUUUGAGGAAUUGCCAGCUCAGAAGAACAAAAUUUUGCAGCUUUAUACUCAACUUCAGGCUUUUGUUGGUGUGAUGUUGGUAGGUCCAACAGGUGGAGGAAAGACAACAGUCAGACAAAUUUUAAAAAGAGCGUUAGCGCUAUUAUCAAUUACAAAUUUAGAAACAACUGGAGACAUCAAUUCUAGUUCACAGAUUACAGGGAAAAAAGCAAAAGUAGAUACUUGUAUUUUCAAUCCAAAGUGCAUCACUGUGGAUCAACUCUAUGGGCACCUGGAUACGAAUACUAUGGAAUGGAAAGAUGGAUUAUUAUCAGCAGCAGUUCGAAAUUAUGUAUCCUUAAGCUCUACAAAGAAUUUACCAAAGCAAGAUGUCAAAAAGGAACAAAAAUAUAAAACCUCAGAUGUACCUGAUAUUUUUGGACUUGGAGACUCAUAUACAAAAGACAUUGAUGAUAAUAUUUUUAUACACAAGAUAAAGAAAGAUGAUUUUCUUUCAAAAACUCAAGACUUGGACUGGCAAUGGAUAAUCUUUGAUGGUCCAGUGGACACUUCUUGGAUAGAAAAUAUAAGCUCUAUGCUAGAUGAUACUAAAACAUUGUGCCUAGCAAAUAGUGAAAGAAUCAUUUUAACUGAAAAAAUUAGAGUGAUUUUUGAAGUGGACAAUCUCUCUCAUGCCAGUCCUUCCAUUCUCAGCCAAUGUGCUAUGGUCUAUAUGGAUCCUGUUGACCUAGGUUGGGAGCCUUAUGUUAAGUCGUGGCUUUUGAAAAUUUCUAAAAUUUUGAGUGAACCAGGAGUGCGUUAUGUGGAAUUACUGAUUAAAAUUAGUGCCACAGAGGGGCUACAAUUUAUAAGACGGCAUCAGAAAUUUCAGCCAUUUCCUGUACCAGAACUAACAAUUAUUAAAACUCUAUGCAGAAUUCUUGACGCAUUCUUUGAAUGCGUUAGUGAAAUUGGAGAGUUUAAACCAAGUUAUUGGAGGAAAAAUAUAUCUGAAAAAGCACAUGCUGAGAAUUCAAAAUUCAGGUUCAAGAGAUUAAGAAGCUUUACUAAUGAAAAUAAAUGGUAUCUAGAGAAAAAUCACGACAAAGAAAAAAUGUUGAUUCAAAAGAUUUUUGUGUUUGCUUAUACAUGGGCAUUUGGAGGCACGUUAACGCGUGAAGAUGAACAUGAAGAUGAUAUACUAACACAUUUAAAUUAUAAUCCCAAUUCUCCUGCAAAAGUAACAAAUGAUUUUGACAACCUUGUUCAUGAAGUAUUUGAAAAAAAUCCACAGCUAGGCUUUGACCUUCCAACUGGUCAACAUUCCAUCUUCGGAUAUUUUGUGGAUAUAGAACAAUGUGAUUACAUAUUAUGGUCAGAAUUACUUCCUAGUGUUCACACAUUAAUUCAAAAAGGAACUUCAAUAGGAUCUAAUGCUGAAGACUCCAAUGACAACCUCUUGAAGAUAAUAGACUAUGGAGAUAAUAUGUAUUAUAUUGCUACAAGAGAUACAAGAAGUAUUUCUUUUCUCAUCACCCUUCUUUUGAAGAAUUCCUACCCUGUUCUUCUCACAGGGGAUUCUGGUGUUGGAAAAACAACUACCGUUAAUCAAAUGCUUGAAAGACUGCAGGAAUCUGGAGCAUUUAGUGUGGAAUAUGGAUCAAUUUUAGGAGAUGUUUUAUUAUAUAAUGAAACUAAAAAAGAAAGCUUAAAACGGAAUCUCAGCAUAUUAGUUUCUGAAAGUAAGAAAAUAGAAAAUAAAGGUAGAACAUCAUUACCUAAAAUUGAUGAAAGUUUAUAUAGUCAUAAUGAAGGGAUUAUAACCUCUAAAAUAAAUUUUAACAUCAAUAUGACAGCUGCUAAAACCAAAGAGUUGAUCCUUAAGAAAUUAAUAAAAAGAACUAAAGAUACUCUUGGAGCACCAAACAGCAACAAGCUUGUUAUAUUCAUUGAUGAUUUGACUAUGCCUGAGUCAGAUAUAUAUGGAGCACAACCACCCCUAGAAUUAAUCAGACAAUUAUUAGACUUGGAGGGAGUUUACGAUACUGAAAAUCUUAUGUGGAAGACUAUUCAAGAUUUCUGUCUAAUUGCAUCAUGUGAGUGUCCAUUUGGUAGGAGAACUAUUAACCAACGCCUCCUCAAACACUUUUCUGUUUUCGUGUUGCCUCAUCCUUCACAAAGUGCCUUACUUUCUAUUUUCCAGGUUCAUUUGGGAAUAUAUUUCUCCAUCAAUAACUUUGUAGAUGCAGUUCAGAAAGACAAAGAUAAAAUAAUUUCUUGUUCCCUUGCCAUGUAUUAUCAAAUAUGCGAGAAUAUGUUACCAACUCCAACAAGAUGUCACUAUAUAUUUAAUCUCCGAGAUGUAUUUAAGCUUCUCAUAGGACUGCUGCAAGCUGAAAACUCUAUUAUUAACUCCAUUGAGAUGGCUGCUCUAUUCUUUGUUCAUGAAGCUACCCGAGUGUUUCAUGAUCGACUAGUUGAACAUUGGGAAAAGUCUCUUUUCUAUCAGUUUCUUUCAAAGGAACUUGAAAAUUAUUUUCAGAUUCAGUGGACUAAAGAAAAACUAAUGAAUGACUCUACUAUAUUUGUGGAUUUCUUGGAUAUAAAUAAGUCUCAUAGAAAAAAAGUAUAUCAGAAUACCAAUGACUAUAGCAAACUUGCCCAGGUACUCAGUGAAUACCAAUGGAAGUUGUCUUCAUUGUCUUUUCAGGUUUCUUAUCCCAUGGUAUUCUUUAAAGAAACCAUAGAACAUAUCUCAAGAGUUUCAAGAGUCCUUCGACAAUCAGGGAGUCAUAUGUUACUGAUUGGAGUCAAUGGAUGUGGAAAAGAAACUUGUGCAAAACUGGCCUGUCAUUUGAAAGAAUACAAAACCCACCAAAUCUCUGUAACUCACAAUUUUGCCUACACACAAUUCAGAGAAGAUUUUAAAAGAGCGUUUGUUCAAGCAGGACUAGAAGGAAAACAAACAGUUUUGAUAAUUGCUUAUUUAAACAUGACAGUCGAGUCAUUUUUGGAAGAUUUGAACAGCAUUAUCAAUUUGAGGAAAAUGCCUGAUUUCUUUGACAAUGAGGAGCUGGACUCUAUUGUCUUAAGAAUCCGAACUUUUGCCAAACAAUCAGGUUGCAGUGACAACAGGCAAUCUUUACUUGCAUUCUUCCACAAGAGAGUAUAUAAAAAUCUUCAUAUUUUUAUAUCCAUAAGUCCUGUUGAUCCUAAAUUUCGUUAUUGUUGUAAAAAAUAUUCUUCGAUUAUAAGUUCCUGUACGAUUGAUUGGUAUGAGAGAUGGAAUGAACAGGCUCUCCUUCUUAUAGCCAACUCUUUCUUAAGUGAAUAUGUGGAUUUUGAGAACAGAGAGGACUUACGAGAAAAACUUGCUCCAACAUGUGUGCAAAUUUACACAAGUACAAAAGAAAUGAGCAUAAAAUACUUUAAAAGAACUGGAAGAAAUUAUUUUAUCACUCCCAGCACCUACUUACAAUUCAUGGAAACCUUUGCAUACAUUCUGAAACAGCAAAAGCAGGAAUUGCAAACCAAGAGGAAUAAUUUCUACAUGGGCUUAUCCAAGAUUAUUGAAGCAGCCAAUCUGGUUAUAAAUAUGCAGAAUGAGGUCUUGCGUCUUGGUCCAAAACUAGAACAAAAAGGAAAAGAAAGAGAAAUGCUAAGACAAAAACUGGAUAAAGAUUCAGAAACAGUUGAGAGAGUUCAAAUGCUUGUUAAACAAAAUGAAGAAAUGUUGGCAGAAGAAAUAAAAAUUGUGGAAGAGUACUCUCAGGAAAUCACCCAUGAACUAAAGCGUGUAAUGCCAGCUCUAGAAAAAUCUCUUGAGGCUCUAAAUGCCCUGGAUAAAGCUGAUAUUGCUGAACUAAGAGUCUACACAAGGCCUCCCUUCCUUGUACUGACUGUUAUGAACGCAGUUUGUAUUCUACUGCAAAAGAAACCUAACUGGACAACAGCAAAGUUACUUCUCUCAGAAACUGGUUUCCUUAAAAAAUUGAUUAACCUGGACAAGGACAACAUACCUGAGAAGGCUUUCAAAAGACUGAAAAGAAUUUUAGCCUUACCUGAUUUCAACCCCAAAAAGGUUGCUCUUGUCUCUGUGGCGUGUUGUUCUAUGUGCCAGUGGGUUAUAGCUUUGAACAAAUACCAUGAAAUACAGAAGUUGGUGAGCCCAAAAAUGGUCUAUGCAGAGGAAGCUCAAAAUAUUCUAAAAAUUAAACAAAGAAGGUUGGCUGGAAAACAAAGAAAUUUACAGCUGAGUGAAGACCACCAGGUGGCUUUAAAGGAAAAAUUUAAAAACGUUAUUCUUGAAAAACAGUUAUUAUCAAAGCGAAUUAAAUUUGAUGUCAGGCGUUUGCAGCGUGCUUCCCUCCUACUAAGUAUCCUGGAAGAUAGGAAGAUGCAAUGGAAAAAAACAAUCAUUCAAAUAGACAGUAAGUUGGAAAGAAUUUUUGGUGAUAUGCUUCUCUCAGCAGCAUGCAUUGUCUUCAAUGGAGAUUUAACAGCAGAAUUUCGGCAGUUAAUGGUGAAUAAAUGGGAGAAGUUUUGCAUUGAAAACAACAUCUCUUUAUCUUCUAAAUUUUCUUUAAUUGAGGUCAUGACACAAAAACAUGAGAUCUUCCUUUGGCAUAACCAAGGACUGCCCCCUGGUCAGUAUUCUACAGAGAACGCCAUCUUGAUUAUGAAAACCCUGCAGUGGCCACUGGUGAUUGAUCCACAUAAGCAAGCACAUAGCUGGAUUCGUUGGAUGGCAGGAUCUAAGCUGCAGGAGAUCUCUGCUGAGAACAGUAAUUGUGCCCAAAUAAUUGAAAAAGCUAUAGAAGUGGGAGGAAGUGUCUUCUUGCAGAAUCUCCCUGAAACUCUAUCUCCAAGAUUAAAAGCAAUUUUGAAGAAGGAUAUCUACAAGGAUAAAGACAAAUAUUUCAUAAGGAUUGGAGAUUCUGAGAUUGAAUAUAAUACCAAAUUCAGGUUAUAUUUAUCUACAGAAAUAGAAAAUCCUACACUUCCUCCACUAGUUUAUAAGAAUGUUUCUAUUAUCAACUACAUCGUGACAUUUCAAGCUUUGCAAAAUCAAUUAUUAUCGACUGUAUUAACUCAUGAAGUGCCCCAGUUAAAAAAUGAACUUUCUCAAUUAUGGGGGAAAAUUGUCCUUAAUGCUGUUACUCUUGAAGACCUGGAAAGAAAAAUGCUAAAUUUACUGCAUUAUUCACUAGGAAAUAUUCUUGAUGAUGAGAAAAUGAUUGAUGUAUUAAAAACUUCUAAAGAGGCUUCAAGUGAAACUUCAAAGAGCAUGGAAGAAACAGAAAAAGAAGUACUUCAAAUUCAAGAAACACAACAAUAUUAUCUCCCCAUUGCUACCAGAGGUUCCCUGCUCUACUUUCUAAUAACUAAUCUUACUCAGAUGAACAGCAUGUAUCAGUUCUCUCUGGACUGGUUUCAUCAAGUUUUUGCUGUAUCAAUAGUUACCAAAGAUCAAGACGAAUAUUCUUCAAGAAGAAAUACGAGCUGGGGAAAAGCAAGCUCAGAUGCUGGAAAAUCUUCUUAUGUAGCAAGUAAAAAGACAAUUUUACAGAGGUAUCUUAAAGAUUCAAUUGAUCUUUUAACAAGAAAUGUUUUUAAGGUGGUUUCUUUAGCACUUUUUAAUCAACAUAAACUUUGCUUCUCUUUUCAACUUUGCAUUACAAUCAUGAAAAAUUAUACUAAUGAAAAUAUAAUGCAGGAUGAUAUUGGAUCCCUUUCAGAUGAAGAAUGGAACAUUUUUCUUUAUUCUGGCAUAUUGAUAAAUAGUAAAGAUGCAGUUCUCCAAUAUCAACUUGAUAAUGUAUAUGAAGUUUUUACACAAACUACUCUCCCGUGGUUGUCAAGUUACAAGUGGAAGCAAUGCCAAUAUAUCAAUAGUAAACUAGAACCAUUUUCCCUCUUAUGCAAAUCCCUUUUGUCCAAUGAGCCACAAUGGAAUGCUUUUUAUGAUAGUAAGAAUGUUUAUUCUCUGAUGAGCACACCUUUCUUGGCAGAAAAUAUUUUGGAGGAGAAAACCGAACCCUCUGAAAAUGAAGAUCAAGAUGAAUAUGCACCUAUAAACUUUCCCUGGGAAAAGCUCACUUCAUUUCAAAGACUUAUUUUGAUAAAAAUUAUUAAACCAGAAUGUUUAGAAAAUUCAGUAAGAGAGUUUAUAGCUAAAAAAAUUGGAAAUAAGUAUCUUCUCAGAACUGAAGUGAAUUUGAAGAAAUGCUAUAAAGAAUCAAAUGCCAAAAUUCCAUUGAUUCUUAUUCACACUCAUGGGGUUGAUCUCUCCAAUACUCUCCAGCAAUUAAAACGAGAGUUUAAAAAACCACCACAACAGGUGACCAUAAUUUCUCUGGGUCGUGGCCAGGCAGCUAAAGCAGAAAACCUUAUUAAGACAGCCCUGAGCAAACCUGAAUGGGUCUUUCUCGAUAAUUGCCAUCUUGCAGUAUCAUUUAUGCCUAGACUUUGCACUAUUAUAGAAUCAUUUCAGAAUCCAAAUUUGAACAUAAACCCUCAGUUCAGGCUAUGGUUAAGCUCAAACUCAGACAGUCCUUUGCCACCUUUUAUUCUUCAAAAGGGUUUAAAGAUUGCCUUGGAAAAACCCCAGGGGUUGAAAAAUACUUUACUGCAUACAUUUGGAUUUGGAUUGGCUUAUAAUAAAGAGGUGACAGAAGAAAUAUUUGAAAAAUAUGACCGUAAACCAGGGUGGAAAAAGAUUUUAUUCAGCGUGUGCAUGUUCAAUGCUCUGGUCAAUGAAAGAAAAAAAUAUGGACUACUAGGUUGGAAUAUAGCUAAUCAAUUCUGUUCUUCAGAUUUAGAGGCAUCAAUAAAGCUGAUAAGCAGUACCCUAAAUACACAGCCAGAGGUCCCGUGGAAGACGAUGCGAAACCUGAUUGGGAAAGUCAUUUAUGGCGGCUGGACCACAGACAGCUGGGACCAGCAAUGUCUAAACACUCUGCUCUACCAAUAUUGUAAUCCUGAUGUGCUGAAAGAUGACUUUUACUUUCACUUCCCUACUGAUAAGAUACGCCAGCCACAAUGGCCACUUAAAACCAUGAAGAAUUAUAUAGACAUUAUCCAAACCUUACCUGAUGACGACACUCCUGAACUCUUAGAAAUGCACCCUGAGAUCACAAGGGAAUUCAAAGAGAACUCAGCCCAAAAGUUCAUUGAAAGUCUCAUGGCUCUGCAGCCGAAAACUACCGCUGCAGACUUCACGGUCAGCAAUGAGAAGAGUGACAAUGAAUUGGUGAUGACGAUUUUAUUGGACUUGUUGAAGCGUCUGCCAAUGUCUGUGGAGAAAGAAGACUGCCCAGGAACUCAGAGUACAUUGAAGUGCAUCCUGUCCAGUCCCAUGUGGGAGUCCCUGAAUAAAAAUCUCAAAGGCUAUGAUCCCCUUAUCCAUUGUGUCUUGCUACCUUUUCUGUGCCAAGAAAUAGAACGAUUUGAUAAGUUAUUAAUUAUUGUACAUAAAUCUUUGAAUGAUCUUCAUCUUGCUCUAAAAGGAAUGGCCAUACUUACUGAUGAAUUGGAUGAAGUAUAUCACUCUUUUCUUACAAUGAAAGUGCCAACAAUGUGGCAGAAAUACGCCUACAGGUCUUGUAAGCCCCUGGUUUCCUGGGUUAAUGAUCUCAUCCAGCGUGUGAAUUUCUUCAAUACCUGGACAAAAAUGGCAUAUGCUGCAAUACACCACAGGUAUAUGAAAUUCGCCACUCCUUGGAUAUCCAACAUUCAUUCAAGUGACAAAAAAUUCAAGUCUGCCUAUUCACAAAGUGAUCAAGAAUUCUCUGAAGGAUUUCCUACCAAAUAUUGGUUCCCAGCUUUCUUCUUUCCACAAGCUUUUCUGACUUCUGUGCUUCAAGACUAUGGAAGGUACCAAGGAAUCCCUCUGAAUGAUCUCACUUUUACCCACAAGGUCAUCUCUGAUAACCCUGAUGCCAAGGACAACGAGUUCUCCAUAAUCAUACAGAAGAGACUCAACAUUGUCAGGAAAGCCUUUAAGGGUAUCCACCCCAAACAUAUUGGGGCUCACGUUUUUGGUUUGUUCAUUGAGGGAGCAAGAUGGAAUCAUGAACAAAAUAUACUUGAAGAUUCUCUGCCUCUCGAGUUGUGUUGUGAUUUUCCUGAAAUAUACUUUGUGCCAACAAAGAUUUCUUCUCUAAGUCCAGAAGAUUCUAAACAAGCAGAAGAGACCAGUUCUGAACUCUAUACUUUCCAAUGUCCAGUUUAUCAGACUCCUGAGAGAUCAAGAAUCUUGACAACUGGCUCACUCUCCAACUUUCUAACCUCGGUGAAUUUACCCACCAAGAUACAUCCUACUCACUGGAUCAAAAUGAAUGUUGCGUUGCUGUGCGAAAAGGAAGAAAAAUAA